Molecule: messenger RNA, 1576 nt
Organism: Acanthopagrus latus (yellowfin seabream)
Lineage: Eukaryota; Metazoa; Chordata; Actinopteri; Spariformes; Sparidae
Product: protein FAM181A-like
Exons: 2
Coding region: 334-1113 (259 amino acids)
Source: RefSeq, a predicted model, not a curated record
UCACCGUGUAGGAAAAAUAUCGCAUCCCCUCAGCGGCUUCUUCCAGAUCUCCAUGACUACAAUUUGCAAUGGUGAAGAAUCCGAUACCAGGGCGCUUGGAGGCUGAUUGGGGUGCAUUGUGAGGGGCCUGGGGUCGCUGAUUGGUUCAAGGAAAGCACCAUAACUACAAGGAGUUUAUAUUCAUUCAGCUUGUUGAAGUGCUCCCUACUGCAGCCUGGAGAGAAGCGUCUGUGCUCGGCGUUUCAGAGAGACUCUGGACUCAUCCGGCAGUGGACUUGAUGGUGGACUACAAGUUCUAACAUGGACUAAUUUGUUCAAAAGCACUGCGACAAAAUGGCAAACGCAGACAGCGAGGUCAAGACGUUGCUGAAUUUUGUGAAUCUGGCAUCCAGCGACAUCAAGGCGGCCCUGGACAAGUCAGCUCCGUGCAGACGCUCCGUGGAUCACAGGAAAUAUCUGCAGAAACAACUCAAGCGUUUCUCUCAGAAAUACUCCCGAGUCCCAAGGUGCCACACGCACAGGUCUGCGGAGCACGGGUGCGCCAAACCGGCGGGGACUGUUCACCAGAGUGUGAAGGUCGCAGAGAAGGCCAGCUCGGAUGCUCAAGGUGUGGAGAAUGUGAGCAGCGCUGUGGAGCAGGUGCCUAUGAGGAAGCGCCAGCUGCCAGCCUCCUUCUGGGAGGAACCCAAGCUGACCCAAACUAAGUGGGAGCGCCCACAUUUGGGGCUGAGGAAGCACCCCGCAGGCGCAUCUGAGGGCGGCGAAAACGAAAAGAGGAAGAGGAGUUAUGACGAUGACGCAAAGGCCACUCUGUCUGCGUCCAGUCGACGCAACUCUGCGGAGAAAGACUCUGUGAAACUGGACCUGACCUCUCACCACUGUGUGAGUGUGUGCGGCUGCUGCCCCUUCCAGUACCACGGACACCAGGUCCUCCACAGUCACAUUGUUGUGCCCCAUCCGCCCCUGGGACUGUGGAGCAAAGCAGCGGGGGCAGAGAUGGAGAGACCUGAGCAUCCUUAUGGACAGAAAAUCCACACGCACGUUGUGGUCAAACCCAUACCGACCAAACCCACCGUCCAGUCCCCCAUCUUCAGUGUGUUUGGAUUCAUUUAAUUACUCUACUAAUGGACCCAUCACACACAGAGUGUGUAAAUAGGACUAGCCUAAUUAUGUUUCCCUUUGAACUCUUUCCACAUUUGUACAUGAGACACUUCCUCCAGCACUUAUUGGAAUGCUUCAUCUAUUUUUGCUGUUUAAAUCUAAAGGACUAAGUUGCACUCGCAGAAUAGCUUCAUCUCGCUCACUUUCAUGGCAGUCUGGCGCCUCAGAGUAUCUGAAAACUGACAGUAAGUUAAAAGGUUUCUACUUUUAGGCUUCUACAGAUGGUGAUGUCUCUUUUUCAAAUACCAAAAGUCAUGCAAAUGAAUGAAAGCAUCCUGUUUUAGUUUCCUCUUUCAACUAUGAGAAUAGAAUGUGGGACAUAGAUUGCUUUUUCUUUGUCAGAGUAAAGUUUGAUAGGCGCAUUUGAAACGAUGCCUUUUUAUUUUCAAAUAAAUGAUUCGAAUUCCCUUGAGAA